Messenger RNA from Naegleria gruberi, 2304 nucleotides. RefSeq lists its product as uncharacterized. The record is from RefSeq and is a predicted model, not a curated record. Lineage: Eukaryota; Heterolobosea; Eutetramitea; Acrasida; Naegleriidae. Bases 1 to 2304 code for a protein of 767 amino acids. The transcript has 4 exons.
AUGAAGUUAUCCUCAAGAUAUUCUCUUGCCAUUGCCUUGGCAACGAUUCUUGCCGUCUGUUUGACAUGUUCUUGGUCACUUCGUGCAGUUCACGCCUCUCGUCAACCUAUUCGUUACGAAGCUUUCCAAGAAUUAUUCGAACCUACUUCUGAUGCUUGGUCAAACGAAGCAUUUAUGGUAGAAAUGGCUUCACAUCCAUCCUUUGAUGCUCAUUUAGAUAACGUUCUUGCUGAUUUACAAGAUUUUGAAUUUGAUAUCGAGUCAGAUGAUGCCAUUCUCGAAUACAUGUCAACUUUAUCUGAUUCACAAGCUAGAGCUGAAUGGAGAAGAUUUAGAAGAGCUUUUAGAAGAGUUGGAAGAGCUUUCAGAAAGGUAGCAAGAGGUGUUGUAAAGGUUGUUAAAAAGUAUGGAGCUAUUAUUGCACCAAUUGCUUUGACAAUUGCUACUGGUGGUCUUGGUGCUCCUUCUUUGGCUGGAAGUUUGGGAAGUAUUGGAAGUACUGUUGCAAAGGGAGCUGCCAUGUUGGCUAAAGUUUCUUCUAUUGCUUCAAAGGCUAACAUGGUCAUUGGUGGACUCAAUGCUGUUACAGGUGGUAAAUCUAAACUCCUCAACAAGCUUUCCAAUUUUUCCAAUAAGGUUACCAAUGUUUUGGGUAAGGGUGGUAUGAUCUUGAAUGCAGGUGGUUCUAUUGCUAAGGGACUUUCUGGAUUGAGUAAUUUGAGUGUUAAGGGAAUUGCUGCUCAACUCAAACCAGGAAAUUUAUUCAAGGGAGCUACAUUGUUGGAGAAGGGUACAAACUUUUUGAACAAGGCCUCUGGAUUUAUUAAGAAGGGACAAGAAAUUACCUCCUCAUUGAAUAACUUGACAGGUGGUAAAAUCAAGGCACUUAAUAAGAUUUCUUCAGGUUUAGACAAGGCCCAAAAGAUUGCCGGAAUUGGAUCUGGAGCUUUGAAUGGAUUGGGUAAAGGAUUGGAUUCUCUCAAGAAUUUGAAGAAUUUUAAGAAUAUUGAUAUGAAGAAGUUGUUAACUUCUGAAAAUAUCAAGAAGGGUUUAGGUAAACUUGAUUCCACUAUUGGAAAGACUAAGGAUAUCCUUUCCAGUGUUAAUGAAGUCACUGGUGGAAAGAGCAAAAAAUUGAACAAGAUUAUUAAUGCUCUCGAUAAGACUCAAAAUAUUGUUUCUGUUGGUUCAAACGCAGUUGACAGAAUUAAAGGUAUUAAGAAUUCAAUUGCUGAUUUGAAGAAUUUCCAAAGCUCAAAGAUUAAGGAUCUCUUCACCAAUGAAGGAAUUCAAAAGGCAUUGGGUAAGCUCGAUAAUUCCUUGGGUAAAGGAAAAGAUUUCCUCCAACAAGUCAAUGCAAUUAAUGGUGGAAAGAGUAAGACUUUAAAUAAGUUAAUUCAAAAAUUAGAAAAGGGUCAACAAGCAGUUGCUAUUGGAAGUACUGCUGCUAAAAGAUAUGAAGGAAUCAAAUCAUCAAUUGAGAAAUUAUCCAACAUGAAGUCAGGUGAUUUGAAGAAUCUCUUGAAUUUUGAAAAUGUUCAAACUGGUUUGGGAAAGGCCAAGAAUGCUAUGGCUAACGCUGAAGAUUUUGUUUCUCAACUCAAUACAUUCACUAAUGGAAGAAGUAAGACUUUGGUUUCCCUUGUUGAAAAGUUAAAGAAGGGUCAAAAAGUCACAUCUGUCACAUCUAAAAUUUUAGAUGGAGCCAAGGGUAUUAAGGGAAGUCUUGAACAAUUGAAGAAUCUCAAGAAGGAAGACAUGCAAAAGGUAUUAGAUGCUGAACAUCUUCAAGGAGUUUUGAACAGAGUUGCUGGUGCCUUCUCAAAGGGAGAAAAUAUUGUCUCUGAAUUGAACGAAAUUUCCAAUGGAAAGAAUAAGAAUCUUGCCAAGUUAUUACAAUCCUUGAGAAAGGGUCAAAUGAUUGCCAAUACAGCCUCAUCUGGUGUUGGUACUUAUAAGAGCGCUAAGAAUUCAAUUGAAGAAAUGAAGAAACUCAAAGGAAAGAAUUUGGAAGAAAUCUUAAAAUCAGACGAAUUGAAUGAAGUUAUUGAUUCAUGGAGAGGAACCAUUAAACAAGGAAAGGAAUUUACUUCUCAAUUUAAGGAAUUGAAGAAUGAAUUAAAGAAGAAAGAAACUCCAAUUGAAGAUGAACCAGCUCCUGUAGAUGAUGCUCAAGGAGAACCAUCCAAUGAAGAACCAGUUGAUAGUGCACAAGGAGAACCAGAUCAAUCAUCACCAGUUGAAGAACCAGUUGAUAACAAUGAAGAACCAGCUGAUUUUGAUCCAUCUACUGCUAUGGGAUAA